UCGACACGAACAAAAGGAUACUUUGUUAAUAAAACAACUUAGAAAGAAAAAUUCACAAAACAAUCAUUAUUCUCAAAACCAUUAGCGCCAAGUGAAACAUAUGAGGUUGCCGUUUUACCCUCCAAACCAGACUCAAUUUUCAAACCAUACCCCUCUCUCACUCGCUAAGAACUCUUUCUUCUUCUUCCGUGGUUACACCGCAGCAAUCCAUGGAACCACCCGCAGCGAAACACGGCUCCCUGCGGAACAUUGUGGUUUGUCUCUUCUCCUUCGCCGUCCUCAACUUCGCCGCGCGGUUCGCCAUCAUCGUCACCGUCCGUGGCUGAACCUACGACUCCGCCGACUUCUGCUUCUUCUCCGAAAACCUCACUCUCACCGCCCCCUCCCGCAUCUCCGACGCCGGAGAUCCGUUUUCCGGCAAGAACUGGCGCCGCUCCGUCGAACACUACGCCGCUAUCUUCCAGGACCUCAUCGCCGAGGGCUUCCUCUCCCCGAACUCCCGCGCUCCCUGCUUCGACACUCCGGCGAGGACGUCCUCGCGCUGAAAGAGGUCGGCGUCGUCGACUCUGUCGGAAUCUUCAAGAAACCGUCGCCGCCGAUGAUCCUCCACGGCGACGCUCGCCGGCAUCCGUUCUCCGGCGAUGCAUUCGACUUCGAGUUCUCCUGCAACGGCGGCCUGGAGCAGUCCCCGCGGUCGGCGGAGUUCGCCGCCGAGAUCUGCCGCACGCUGCGUCCCGGCGGCUUCGCGGCGGUCCACGUGGCGGUGAGAGACGCUUACAGCUUCGAAUCUUUCCUUGAACUGUUCGAUUGCUUUGAAUUGAUCAGAACUGGAGAAAUCAACAGUGUUGAUUCAUCUCCGGUUCUUGAAAUUUUGAUGAAGAAGAAAAACAAAAACCCUAAUUUCGAAAUCAAAACCCUAAAUAUUAACAAUGUCGUGAAUAAGUGCUACGUCUGAUACAAACGUGAAAUAGUUAAAAAUGCAGAGGCAUUGAUAGAGGAAGAGCCAUUGAAACCAUGGAUUAUACUAAAGAAAAAUGUGGAGAACAUAAAGUACUUAACUUCUUUGGUUGACAUAAGCUUUAAGAAUAGGUAUGUGUAUGUUGAUGUUGGAGCUAGAAGCUAUGGUUCAAACAUUGGAAGUUGGUUUAGGAAACAGUACCCAAAGCAGAGUAGAACCUUUGAGGUUUAUGCAAUUGAGGCUGAUAAAGCAUUUCAUGAAGAGUAUAGGGCAAAGAGAGGGGUCACAUUGUUGCCCUAUGCAGCAUGGGUGAGGAAUGAGACAUUGUUCUUUGAGAUCACCAGAGACCCAAGCAAGAAGGUGAUGAUGAGAGGGAGAGGGAGAGGGAUGGGGAGGAUCAACCCUGUGUAGAC
Messenger RNA from Glycine soja, 1371 nucleotides. RefSeq lists its product as uncharacterized. The coding region runs from base 101 to 955 and encodes 284 amino acids. The record is from RefSeq and is a predicted model, not a curated record. The transcript has a single exon. Lineage: Eukaryota; Viridiplantae; Streptophyta; Magnoliopsida; Fabales; Fabaceae. Gene Ontology annotation, molecular function: S-adenosylmethionine-dependent methyltransferase activity.